UGAGUCACCAAGCCUUCUAUGUAAUUAUUUUCUUAACUGCCUCCUCCUCUGGGCUGUGGCUUCUUGGUGGGAGUGGCUGUGACUCGUUCCUGUUCUCCAGACGUCAGGGAAAAGCGCUCUGAUGAUAUUCACGGCCACCAGGGAGCGCUGCGUCUGGCCUGCAUCUGCUCUCUGGAAACAGUCUAGGAAGUUCCAUGUUCCUCUCCAUUUCUGGGAUACUGGCCUAAGCCCCGAAGGCCCUGACAUCUGCUAGCCAAGUCAGCGUCUCAGGCAUGGGCUUCAGUUCGGGCACAUGAUGACUCAGGACCUUGGGAAUGGCGUUGGGCAAGCCAUCAGACCAGCCACCUGGGCCUCCUCCUCACUAAUGAGACAACAACAAGGAACUCAACUCAGCCAGUCCAUCCCCGCAUGCCCACAUCACUCUCCGGAGCUCUGGACCUCUUACUACCUCCCUUUGCUGAUGCUUCUCAGGAGGCCCCUGACACCAGGUCAGGGCUUGGAGGAGAGUGUAUCAGGGUGAACCUGAGGAUAAAGAAGACAUAAUGGAACUCGCAAGGAACCAAACCAAACUUCUCUACUUUAAGCCCCUUAAAUGGUUUCUCAGAUCCAAGAUGGCUAGGAUUCCUUCCCUUUACUUCCUUCCUGUUGUUUCCUCCUAGCUCAUGGCAAAGUCAACUCUCUCUUCCCCGCCUCAGGGAAAUGAAAUAUGCAGGGUUUUUGUUGUUGUUGUUGUUGUUGUUUUUUAAGAUAGGGUCAGGUGUAUCCCAGGCUGGCUUUCAGACUCUGUCUCCUCCCAAGUCCUGAGUGAGUGGGCAGGUAGUCUUAAGUCAUUCUCUAUUGAUCAGUGCCCAUGAGUGCUAGGGUAAGGAAUGAAACUGGAGGGAAUGAGAGAUUUCACGUCCCAUCCCCAAGACUCUGUAACCCUCUGAUGGGAUUUGGCUUUCGUGCUCGUCAUUUUUGUUGUAUCUAUCUUCUCUUUACCACUUGUGCCCUCAAGGGCUGAUGGCAGAGAUUACAGGUGUCUCUUCUAGUCCCAAGAGCUCUUGAACCCCUGCCUCCCCAACGGCAGUCCCUCCCAGGCGUGGAGCCUGGGCCUUGGCCCCAGGUUGCCUUGCAAGACGUGUGAGUGAUCGCACAGGUGGCUGAGGGCUGGCACGCCUGAGGCCUGCCCAGCCUGAGUCACCUGGCGCUGUUGUUGUCAUUGUCCGAGUUGAAGCCUCUGCCCAGCUUCACAGACCUCUGUGGAAACAGCAGCAGCCCAGUCCCUUCGACCUCUCAGGAGACGCUGCUGCCUGAUGGUGAGCCGAAUGGGGUGGGGGGGGAGCAGGAGGCAGCGGGGGCGGUGGGGAGACCUGGGGCCCAGCUCAGUGCCUCUGCUCCCUAUGGCACUGCCACUGUCUGCUUCUCCAUGCCGGGGACUUGGGGGAGGGAGGAUCUCUGUCUUCUCUCUGUCCCCUGUCCCUCGGACAAGAAGCUGCUCCUCUUCACUGUUUCCUCCUGCCUCGGGGUCCCCCUGCCUAGUGACUCAGGAGGCAGGGGCUUCUCAGCUUCCAUACAAUGCCUCACCCACCCCAGCCACACCCCCAACACAGACCCAUCCCACAAUGACACCCACUUCCGCUUCCCCCUCGUGGGGGUCCCACUCCACCGCACCCCUGGCCUCGGCCACUCCCCCUCCCUCCUGCCGGUGCCCCCAGGACCACCCUGGGCUGCGGAUAGGUCCUCUGAUCCCUGAGCAGGAUUAUGAACGGCUGGAGGACUGUGACCCUGAGGGGUCUCAAGACUCACCCCUCCAUGGGGAGGACCAUCAACCCUUGCUUCAUGUGCCUGAAGGACUCCGUGGCUCCUGGCAUCACAUCCAGAACCUGGACAGCUUCUUCACCAAGAUCUACAGCUACCACCAGCGGAAUGGUUUUGCCUGUAUCCUGUUGGAGGAUGUCUUCCAGCUGGGACAGUUCAUUUUCAUUGUCACCUUCACAACCUUCCUCCUUCGCUGUGUGGAUUACAAUGUUCUCUUCAACAACCAACCAAAGAACCAUACGAGACCUGGACCAUUCCACAGCAAAGUGACCUUGUCAGAUGCUAUUCUACCUUCAGCCCAGUGUGCAGAGAAGAUCCACGACAGUCCUCUGUUGGUCUUCCUCCUAGUCCUGGCAGCUGGCUUCUGGCUGUUCCAGCUGCUUCGUUCAGUCUGCAACCUCUUCAGCUACUGGGACAUCCAGGUGUUUUACAGGGAGGCUCUGCACAUUCCCCCAGAGGAGCUCAGCUCGGUACCCUGGGCUGAGGUUCAGUCCCGCCUCCUGGAGCUGCAGAGGAGCGGUGGGCUGUGUGUGCAGCCCAGGCCACUGACGGAACUGGACGUCCACCACCGCAUCCUGCGCUACACCAACUACCAGGUGGCGCUGGCCAACAAGGGCCUGCUGCCCGCUCGCUGUCCACUGCCCUGGGGGGGCAGCGCAGCCUUCCUCAGCCGCGGCCUGGCGCUCAACGUGGACUUGCUGCUCUUCCGCGGUCCCUUCUCGCUCUUCCGCGGGGGCUGGGAGCUUCCCGAAGCUUACAAGCGCAGCGACCUCCGGGGCGUCCUGGCCGCACGCUGGCGGCGCACUGUGCUGCUGCUGGCCGCCGUGAACUUGGCGCUGAGCCCGCUGGUGCUGGCCUGGCAGGUGCUGUACGCCUUCUACAGCCACGUGGAGCUGCUGCGACGCGAGCCCGGCGCCUUCGGGGCGCGCCGCUGGUCCCGCCUGGCCCGCCUGCAGCUGCGCCACUUCAACGAGCUACCGCACGAACUGCGUGCCCGCCUGGCCCGCGCCUACCGGCCCGCGGCCGCCUUCCUCCGUGCCGCCGAGCCCCCUGCGCCCCUGCGCGCGCUGCUGGCCCGCCAACUGGUCUUCUUCUCGGGAGCGCUUUUUGCCGCGCUGCUGGUGCUCACCGUCUACGAUGAGGAUGUGCUGGCCGUCGAGCACGUGCUCACCACCAUGACGGCGCUCGGGGUCACAGCCACAGUGGCCAGGUCCUUCAUUCCAGAGGAGCAAUGCCAGGGGCGUCCCUCACAGCUCCUGUUGCAGGCAGCCCUGGCACACAUGCAUUACCUCCCGGAGGAGCCUGGUGCGGCAGGUGCUCCGGCAAGCUCUUACUGGCAGAUGGCGCAGCUGCUUCAGUACCGAGCAGUCUCCCUCCUGGAAGAACUCCUGUCUCCACUCCUCACUCCUCUGUUUCUGCUCUUCUGGUUCCGCCCCCGUGCUCUGGAGAUUAUUGACUUUUUUCAUCACUUCACCGUGGAUGUGGCUGGUGUCGGGGACAUCUGUUCUUUUGCCCUAAUGGAUGUGAAGCGCCAUGGGCACCCUCAGUGGCUCUCAGAGGGACAGACAGAAGCCUCACUCUCUCAGCGUGCAGAGGAUGGAAAGACUGAACUCUCCCUAAUGCGGUUCUCCCUGGCACAUCCACAAUGGCGGCCACCAGGGCACAGCUCUAAGUUCCUUGGACACCUUCGGGGCCGGGUACAACAAGAUGCAGCUGCCUGGGGUGCUACCUCAACACGAAGCCCCCCAACCCCAGGGGUGCUCAGUGACUGCACAUCCCCUCUGCCGGAAGCCUUCCUGGCCAACCUCUUGGUGAAUCCCCGCCCGCCCCAGAGGGACCUUAGCCCCACAGCUCCCUGCCCUGCAGCUGCCACAGCCAGCCUCCUUGCCUCCAUUUCACGAAUGGUCCAGGACCCCAGCUGUGUGUCCCCGGGAGGCACUGGGGGCCAGAAGCUGACCCAGCUCCCAGAGCUUGUUUCUGCUGAGAUGAGCCUGCACGCCAUUUACCUACAUCAGCUUCAUCAACAGCAGCAGCAGGAACCAUGGGGAGAGGCUUCAGCCUCCUCCCCACCCAGGCCCUGGUCCAGCCCUUCACAGCCAGGCUCACCAGAUGAGGAGAAGCCAUCUUGGUCAAGUGAUGGCUCCAGCCCUGCUUCAAGCCCGAGACAGCAGUGGGGUAUCCAGAGGGCCCGGAAUCUGUUUCCAAGAGGCUUUCAUGAGACCACAGACACCCAGAAGGAGCCCCUACCAGGCCCCUUGCACUGACUGAGGAUACCUCAGGUUCUGGCUUUUCUAGCUGCAGGAAAUCGGAUGGGGUGGCAUGGGAAGAUACAUGGAGCCAUCUUUGAGCCUCACCACCACCCCAGAUGGCAGGCCCGGGAUAUUUUAGUUGGUCAUGAUCUGGGAGUCAAAGAGGAGCUUGCCCAGAGAACAAAGAGUAGGAGAUGACUGUGAGCCAGAGAUGGGCCCCACACUUGGGGAUAAGAGGGUACUAACCCUGACUGGCUGCUGUGGAGUAGUUGCCUGGGAAGAAGGACCCCAGUGCCUUCAAGGUGGAGGGCGGGGGCCCAGGCAGCAAUCAAGCUCAGUGUUAGGGAUCAGUGAGGCAUAGAGCCGGAAAGGCAGGGAAGUUGUUCCUGUUGCCCCCCCCUUGAGUUCCUGUGGGACUAGGGGCGGGGGAUAUGGAGACUUGUGAGUGGAAAAACUGGAGAGGGCUGCUGUUUUUGGAUAUCAGCACUGCUGUGAUGUCUGAGGAAGUGGGUGUGGCCCCUCAUCCUGUGUGAAAGAAGUAGUAGAGGUUGUUCGUGGUUGUGCUGCACAUCUUUGCCAUGGGAAUGUCCGGCAUGCCCCACUCCUGGAAGCUGAGGGCUGCAUCUGUUCACUCAACCACAGCACUGUUUGUAGCUGGUUGCAAACUUUUUUUUCAGAGUACUGGGUCACAGAGAGAGAGAGAGGUGUCUAGGACUCGUUGUCAAAGAAUUACUAUUCCCACAUCUGUACACA
This is a messenger RNA of Onychomys torridus (southern grasshopper mouse), 4802 nucleotides long. RefSeq names its product autophagy related 9B (gene Atg9b). The record is from RefSeq and is a predicted model, not a curated record. Gene Ontology annotation, biological process: autophagy of mitochondrion; protein localization to phagophore assembly site. NCBI's taxonomy places the organism in Eukaryota, Metazoa, Chordata, Mammalia, Rodentia, Cricetidae. The transcript has 15 exons. Gene Ontology annotation, cellular component: phagophore assembly site; autophagosome. The coding region runs from base 1296 to 4064 and encodes 922 amino acids.